This is a messenger RNA of Dioscorea cayenensis subsp. rotundata (Guinea yam), 1239 nucleotides long. RefSeq names its product protein PHYTOCHROME KINASE SUBSTRATE 4-like. Gene Ontology annotation, biological process: phototropism. NCBI's taxonomy places the organism in Eukaryota, Viridiplantae, Streptophyta, Magnoliopsida, Dioscoreales, Dioscoreaceae. The coding region runs from base 182 to 1183 and encodes 333 amino acids. The record is from RefSeq and is a predicted model, not a curated record. The transcript has a single exon.
CCCUCCAUAUAAUAACCUCUCCCACUCCCAACUCUCAACCAUCUUCUUCUUCCUAUCCAAACCCUAAGAAAAACAUUUACAUAUAUAUAUAUAUAUAUAUAUAUAGAAGUCUCCCCACUACUCAACCUACUCCACAACAGAAAGAGUACACUAGUGAAACUCAGUCACUAGCUCAACACAGAUGGAUCAAGGACACACUCACAAGCACACAACUUCAUCAAGAUCAACAACCACCACCACCUUCAUCCCUUUCCAAGACCUCCCUCUCAGAUAUCUCUCCCACUACUUGUACUACAAAGACCCUCCCAAAGACCAUCAUCAUCAUCAUCUCCAUCCCCACCACCACUCCGACCUCACCGUCUUCAACCCUCGCCACAGCUUCCACCUCCCUCCCUCCACCACCACUCCCCACCAUCGCCUCUCCUCCGUCUCCUCCACCGACACCUUCACUCGCAACUUCCGUUCCUCCUCCUUCCACUCUGCUCCCACCCCUUCCUCCCACUCUGGCCUUCUCCCCAAACCCCCUCCUCCUCCUUCUCCUCCUCCUCCUCGCCGGAGAUUCUCUCUCCUCUGCUCCUGCCCUUGCUCCGGCUCCAAAUCCAUUGACGUUGAAGAGAAUCUCUCUCAACCUCGUUUCUCAUCCCAACCCCGUUUCUCGUUUCCCCUCACUGAGCCUUCUCGUCUCUCUCUUGACGUUUUCAAGCCUUCCCUUAUGGGAUCCGCGUUUCCCACGAGCGCUUUGGACGAUGACGUGGGAAGCGAUGCCAGCUCGGACUUGUUUGAGAUUGAAAGCUUCCCCAAGCGCCGUGACUCUAUUGACGGCUCGGCGACUUGUCGGCUGGCUCAGCUCCGUCGUAGCGUUGAGUUGGCUGUAGCCGCGGCUGAGCCGGCUGAAACUUAUGCGCCGAGUGAAGCCAGCGUGGGGUGGAGUGUUACCACGCCUGAUCAAGGGUUCGACCGGCCCGGUUCGGACUUUGAACCGGUUCGGUCUGGUGGGAAGAAACGGAGAAGCGGGUUGCUUGCUUGCGUUUGUGAUAAGGCUGUGAGUGUUGGACCCGACCCGGUUCGGUUCGGUCAGGAGAAGGCUGGUCGGGUUGAGUUGGACCGGGUUCGGGAGAUUGCUAGGUUGGUUCGAUCUAACUCGGCUCGCAUUUGCCGUCCGUUGGGAACUCGGUUGGGUUGAGAGGCUUGCACGUGUGAUGCACGUGUUUGGGGUUAAUACAGUUCUUCUUAAUAUUA